Molecule: messenger RNA, 1415 nt
Organism: Dermatophagoides farinae (American house dust mite)
Lineage: Eukaryota; Metazoa; Arthropoda; Arachnida; Sarcoptiformes; Pyroglyphidae
Source: RefSeq, a predicted model, not a curated record
UCGAAAUGGAUCUAAUGUAAAAAAUUGUCAGAUGACAAUUUUUGUCUGGAAUUCUCAGACAUUCAUUCAUCAUUUAUUCAUCAAAUGGUGAUAAUAAAAGUGGAUAUUCGACUUUUAUCAAAACAAUAACGAUGAGAAUAAAUUUACAACAAAGAAAAUUACGUAUCGGCACGAAUUUUAAUCCACCAUAUUCAGCUGUUAAUUUAAAUCAUCAAAUUCAUAAUGGUUUUGAAGAUGAAAUGUUUGUAACAUUGGCCAAAUAUUUUAAUUUUACAUUCAAUCUAAUUGAUUUUAAUGGCCAUUAUGGUAUUGUAAAUGAUAAUGGUGAAUGGAAUGGUUUAAUUGGCGGGAUGAUUAAUGAUUCAAUCGACCUUGCCUAUGGUGGAAUUGUAAUGACUCCUGAACGAUAUAGAAUGGUCGAUUAUCUUUAUCCACAUUGGAUUGAUCCAUUAACAUUUAUAACAAACACUGUGAAAUCUGAACAAAAAAUGAAUAAACUUUUACGACCAUUGAGCAUGCCCAUAUGGAUUACAUUGAUUAUGGUUUUUAUUUUAUUUUUUCUAUUCAAUUUUGUUCACGAUGCUAUUAUGUCUCCAAUAAUAAGAUAUCAUAAUAAUAAUAAUCGAAACAAUCGUGAAGAACAUUUAGUAUGGAUUGCAUUGCGAGAAUUUUUUCGCCAACCAUAUCAAUGGUUCAAUCGAUUAAAUUUGUCGAAAAAAAUUACCAUUAUAUGUUGGACGGUCGCUAUACUAGUAUUGACCAGUACUUACUCCGGUUGUCUUUUAUCUGAAUUAACCAUACCGGAUCGUAAUCAAAUUGAUAAUAUUUGGGAAUUAUUCAAAAUGUUUCGUUCUGGACAAAUUAUAAUGGUCGGUUCAGCUGUUUCAAUGGAUAUUUUUAAAACGAAAUUUAUCGAAAAUAAUAAUGUGAUUACAAAGAAUUUAAAUAAUAAUAUGAUCAUUACAAAAAAUCGUAAAGAAGGUUUAGAUUUUUUAUUUGAUAAAACAAAUGGCAAAUUUAAUAAACGUAAACGGAAUCACCCACAACAAAUUGGAAUGCCUAUGACGAAAAGUAGUGGUGAUUUUCUACAAUUUAUUUUAGGUAAAGAUUUAUUAUAUCUACCACCGAUUAAAAUAGAUUCAACUAUUAUAUCAAUGUUGGUUGCCAUUCCAAUCAAUCGAAAAACGUUCAAUAAUCAUCAUCAUCAUUUUUCCUAUUAUCAUGAAGAAUUUAAUCGAGUGUUAGCUCAAUUUGUUGGCUGUGGUUUAACUAAACGGUGGUCAGAUAAAUUCUGGCAUAAUGAACAAUUAAAUAAAGCAUAUCAGAUGGAAAAAUCGGGAUUGACAUCUAACAAUUAUUAUGAUGAUCAAUCAUCAACAUCAAUACAAAAAUACAAAUGCAAUUCUAAUGAGUAA